Molecule: messenger RNA, 1173 nt
Organism: Annulohypoxylon truncatum
Lineage: Eukaryota; Fungi; Ascomycota; Sordariomycetes; Xylariales; Hypoxylaceae
Product: alpha/beta-hydrolase
Exons: 4
Coding region: 1-873 (290 amino acids)
Molecular function (GO): hydrolase activity
Source: RefSeq, a predicted model, not a curated record
AUGCUGCUUAAGGAAGACCAUGUCGAUGUCACAACAAACGUGGAUGGAAAGGAGACGUCUAUGAGUGAGAAGAAGGCCCUAUACGGCCAGACACAGGUCCCAGCUCAAGGCACUAACGUUGGGCAGGAAUUUUUACUUUCCAUCCCACCAUCUCGCAAUAUCCCAAUGCUAACUGGUCCGGUGGCGCGAUUUGCGCGUCAAAUCGCAGGACAUGGCUACAUUGUCGCUGCUCCUUCGUCGUAUCAUGACUUCAUUGGGCCAGAGGCCUUGGCCUAUGAUGUUCCAGGCACUGACAAAGGGAACGAGUUGAAAAUAACCAAAACUCUCCAAUCGUAUGACGCAGAUUCCCGCAAGACUGUCGACUACCUCCUCAGUCUUCCUACAUGCAAUGGACGGAUAGGUACCACUGGAAUGUGUCUAGGUGGUCAUCUUGCUCUAAGAGCUACCCUGGAUCCGCGGAUAAGCGCAGGCGUUUCCUACUUCGCGACGGAUGUCCACAGCCGCACGCUAGGUCCUUAUACCGCGGCUGAUAAGUCAUUCGACGGUCCGGCGAAUAGUACCCACACGAUCGACAAGCUCGGAGAAAUCAAGGGCGAGGUGGCCAUGAUCUUCGGUAUCAAGGACACCCACGUCCCGGAUGACGGCCGAGAUCUGAUUCGGCAGAAGAUGAGGAGCUCCGGGACAGUAUUUAGCUUCUACGAGUUCGCGUGGGCGCAGCAUGCCUUCAUCCGUGACGAGCUGAGCAAAGGCCGAUACGAUCCGGCUAUCACCAAGAUCUGCUUCGAGGUACUGACGGAGCUGUUCAACCGAGUCCUAAAGACAGACUUAGGGCCGAGGGACGGGAAGCCUGAGGAGAUCGAGCAUUUCUGCUAGUGGUCUUUUGUCGGUAACCUGUAUCGAGCAUGCCGAGAAUAAAAAUAUCCAAGAUGUCAGAUGUCAGAUUAUUGCCCCGAGAUAGUGAUUAUGUGUUGUUCACGUCUAUGUAGGCCACGGAAUUCACGAGAAUCAUGCAUGGAUAUGUAGGUAGAUCGAGAUGUGUAACACAUCUGAUAAUUUGGUAUCUACUCGAAACUCAGGCGGGUCAGAAACGGUCGUUUAUAGGCGUUGGCGAACGGGUCUUAAUUUUGAUUUGCCCGCAACCCUCGAAUUUGAGACAUGCCGGUAAUUCAAACC